Messenger RNA from Schizosaccharomyces japonicus yFS275, 1542 nucleotides. Its product is annotated as pantothenate transporter. Gene Ontology annotation, molecular function: pantothenate transmembrane transporter activity; transmembrane transporter activity. The transcript has 2 exons. NCBI's taxonomy places the organism in Eukaryota, Fungi, Ascomycota, Schizosaccharomycetes, Schizosaccharomycetales, Schizosaccharomycetaceae. The coding region runs from base 1 to 1542 and encodes 513 amino acids. The record is from RefSeq and is a predicted model, not a curated record. Gene Ontology annotation, cellular component: plasma membrane. Gene Ontology annotation, biological process: pantothenate import across plasma membrane; transmembrane transport.
AUGUCCGGCUUGCUCCAAAGAAUAAAAAGAGCAAGCUCCUCCUCAUAUGUUAGUGAGCGGAAGCUGGUGUUUAAGAUUGAUUGGUUCAUUUUGUCCUACUGUUGUAUUUCGUACUUCAUCAAUUAUCUCGAUCGUUCAUCCAUUAAUAAUGCGUAUCUUUCAGGAAUGAAGGAGGACUUGCACAUGUACAGCAAUGAGCUGCAGCAGAUUAACAUGGUUUUCACCUGUGGUUAUAUCAUUGGACAAUUACCAGGAUCAUAUGCUCUACAGAUUCUUCCUCCGCGAAUUUGGUUCCCGUUGAUGAACUUGCUUUGGGGAAUAAUGACCAUCUUUUCCUUUGCAGCUCAUUCAGUAAAGUCAAUGAUGAUACUCCGUUUCUUCAUGGCAUUAGCAGAAGCCUCAACAUUUGCUGGAACACACUACAUUCUCGGUGCCUGGUACAAAGACACGGAGUUGUGUAAACGUGCAGGUAUAUUUUCUAUGUCUGGUUUGGUGGGUACAAUGUUUGCUGGUUAUCUUCAGACCGCAGUUCAUCACUCGUUAGACGGAAAACGUGGAUUGGCAGGCUGGAGAUGGCUGUUUAUUGUUGAUGGUUUGUUGACCAUUCCACUUGCUCUUUACGGAUUCUUCUUGUUCCCGGAUGUCCCAGAGACGACGAAGGCACCGUACUUCUCUCAACAAGAGCGUGAGCUCGCACUAAAACGUCUUCCCGCAAAACCUGCGAAGAAGCCAUUGACAUUGGGUUCUUUUAAGUCUAUAGUAUGCUCCUGGAGAAUUUACGGUUUGUGCCUCUUGUGGAUGGUGAGCGGUGAAACACAGGCCAUCGCUGUUAACGUGUUGAUGGGUCAAUGGAUGAAAUGGAGCAAUCGUUUCUCGGUUGCCCAAGUGAACAAUUACCCAACUGUAAUUACGGCAGUUGGUGUUAUUUCCACCAUGGUAUCAAGCAUUAUUGCAGAUAAACUGCAUGGCCGUGCGCGUUGGCCAUUUGGUUUUUUCUUGUGUGCAGUGGUUUCCACAUCUGCGAGUAUAUUGCUUGCAUGGAAUGUUUCGGACGGAGUAAAGUUCUUCGCUUACUUUCUCUCUGGUGCUACAUAUGCUGGUCAAGCAAUUUGGUUCUCUUGGGCGAAUGACAUUUGUCGCGACAAUGACCAAGAGCGCGGAGUUGUCGUCUUCUGUAUGAAUAUGGUUCAAAACAUAUGGCACGUUUGGUGGGCUCUUGUCAUGUAUCCUAACACAGACACUCCUCGAUUUAUUAAAGGUUAUAUCGGUUUGUUAGUGAUGGGCGGCACCGUAUUCAUCAUGUCCAUCAUCGUGAGCAUACUCCAAAAACGUGACAAGCGCAGAAAGCGCGAGGCUCAGGAUCAAAAGGAAAGUGUUGAAAUGCACUCAAUUUCUGAGAUUGAUAGCGUUUCAUCGUCCUCUCUCAAAUUAUCUCAAAAAGACGUUAUAACAAGUGUUGCACCAACACUUAAACGGCAGCGCGUUCCCAAGUUGCUCAGCUCUUUCAUCCACUACCAAAAGUUAUGGCUCAGUCGGAUUUAG